AUGUCCUACCCGCAGUUCGGGUACCCCUACUCCUCUGCUCCCCAGUUCCUGAUGACCAGCAACUCCCUGAGCACGUGCUGCGAGGCGGGCGGCCGCACUCUGGCCGACUCCGGGCCCGCCGCCUCGGCCCCGGCGCCCGUCUACUGCCCGGUCUACGAGAGCCGGCUGCUGGCCACCGCGCGCCACGAGCUCAACUCGGCCGCCGCGCUCGGCGUCUACGGGGGCCCCUACGGCGGCUCUCAGGGCUACGGCAACUACGUGACCUACGGCUCCGAGGCGUCCGCCUUCUACUCGCUGAACGGCUUCGACUCCAAGGACGGUACGGGGUCUGCGCCUGCGGGCCUGGCGCCCCCGGCCGCCGCCUACUACCCGUACGAGCCGGCUCUGGGCCAGUACCCAUACGACAGGUACGGGACCAUGGACAGCGGCACGCGGCGCAAGAACGCCACGCGCGAGACCACGGCCACGCUCAAGGCCUGGCUGCAGGAGCACCGCAAGAACCCCUACCCCACCAAGGGCGAGAAGAUCAUGCUGGCCAUCAUCACCAAGAUGACGCUCACGCAGGUCUCCACCUGGUUCGCCAACGCGCGCCGGCGCCUCAAGAAGGAGAACAAGAUGACGUGGCCGCCUCGGAACAAGUGCGCGGACGAGAAGCGGCCCUACGGGGAGGACGAGGACCAGGAGGGGCGCGAGGACGAGGCGCGGGAGGAGCCCCUCAAGAGCGCCAAGACUGAAGAGCCUGUCUGCAAAGAGAAGGAACUAGAGUUGAGUGACUUGGAUGACUUCGACCCGCUCGAGGCAGAGACCCCGGAGUGCCAGCUGAAGCCCCCCUUUCAACCCCUGGACAGCGGCCUGGAGCACAUCCCCACUGCACCCGAUGGUCCUGGCAGCCCGAGCAAGGAGGCCUCGGGUGCCCUCCAGAUGCCCCUGGCCGCGGGUGGUGGAGCCACCCUAGACGAGGACCUAGAGAGGGCCCGGAGCUGCCUCCAGAGCACGGCAGCCAGGCCAGAGCAGCCAGGCGCAGACGGCGGACCACGGCUCUGCGAGACCAAGCUGGGCUUUGUCCCAGCCGGGGCCACAGUGGGCCUCGAGGCCAAACCACGCAUCUGGUCACUGGCCCACACGGCCACUGCCACUGGCGCCACUGCCCUGAGCCAGACUGAAUUUCCAUCAUGCAUGCUCAAGCGCCAAGGUCCUGUUGCCCCUGCGACAGCAUCCUCAGUGCCAGCCACAUCCUCGCCUGGAGUCCCAGCCCCUUCUGGUGCCCUGGACAGGCACCAGGACUCCCCAGUAACCAGUCUCAGAAACUGGGUAGACGGGGUCUUCCACGACCCCAUCCUCAGGCACAGCACUUUGAACCAGGCCUGGGCCACCGCCAAGGGCACCCUCCUGGACCCAGGGCCUCUGGGACGCUCACUGGGGGCCGGCACCAAUGUGCUGACUGCGCCCCUCACACGCGCCUUCCCUCCCACCUCGCCCCAUGAUGCCCCAGCCACCGCUGGCACCAGGGAGCUGCUGGCCUUGCCCAAGGCUGGCAGCAAGCCCUUUGCCUAA
Messenger RNA from Cynocephalus volans (Philippine flying lemur), 1554 nucleotides. RefSeq names its product iroquois homeobox 4 (gene IRX4). Gene Ontology annotation, biological process: cell development; regulation of transcription by RNA polymerase II; neuron differentiation. Gene Ontology annotation, molecular function: RNA polymerase II cis-regulatory region sequence-specific DNA binding; DNA-binding transcription factor activity, RNA polymerase II-specific. The coding region runs from base 1 to 1554 and encodes 517 amino acids. Gene Ontology annotation, cellular component: nucleus. NCBI's taxonomy places the organism in Eukaryota, Metazoa, Chordata, Mammalia, Dermoptera, Cynocephalidae. The transcript is spliced from 5 exons. The record is from RefSeq and is a predicted model, not a curated record.